Messenger RNA from Juglans regia (Persian walnut), 1470 nucleotides. Its product is annotated as tubulin-folding cofactor C. The transcript has a single exon. NCBI's taxonomy places the organism in Eukaryota, Viridiplantae, Streptophyta, Magnoliopsida, Fagales, Juglandaceae. The coding region runs from base 223 to 1308 and encodes 361 amino acids. Gene Ontology annotation, biological process: post-chaperonin tubulin folding pathway; tubulin complex assembly. The record is from RefSeq and is a predicted model, not a curated record. Gene Ontology annotation, molecular function: tubulin binding. Gene Ontology annotation, cellular component: cytoplasm.
UGGGGCUUUAUUCUAGAAGUGAGCAGCGGGGGCCGCUCCCGCUGCCCCGCCACGCCCCGCUUCCGCUCUGCCCCGCGUGGCUUAAUACGCGAAGGACUUGGUGUCGUUUAGUUACCAAACAAUUGAACUGGAAUCAAACCAAAGUUAACCCGCCUCCCAGUUCCUGAUCAGAUUCACGAGCCCCUCCCCCCAUCUUCUCGCGCACUCUCACAGGCUGAGACAAUGGAAAACGAAGAAGCACGCUCAACCUCAAUCUCAAGCCAAGCCCUAGGCUCAACCCUCCACAAAAAGCACCUCUCGAUGCUCGAGCGCCUCUCCAACCGCGAACAAAUUCGCCUCGACAACUCACUCGCCCGCCGAUCGGACUCCGACUCCCACUCUAACUUGCCGUCGUCUUCUACCGCCUUCCUCUCCCGCUUCUCCGACUCCAAGCGCUCCAUAGAGUCUCGAAUCGCCCAGUCCCGACUCGACCAUCCCACCGACCCGAGUCAAGUCAGAUCCCUCCUCGACAAUAUCUCUGCCUCCAUCUCCGACCUCGAGAAGCUCGUCGCCGAGAGCUCCUACUUUUUGCCUUCCUACGAGGUCCGUUCCUCACUUAAAACCAUUUCCGACCUCAAACAAGCCCUCGAGACGCUGAAUUCCGAGCUGAUCCCCAGAAAGAAAUUCACUUUCAAGAACAAAUCCGCCAAGAAAGAUCCAACCGCCGAACCCAACGAAACCACGCCCGAAAACCCUGAAUCUGUUUCAACUAAACACGUGAAUUUGAGUUUCCCGGUUAGGGAUUCCCCGGGGUUUAGAAACAAAAAGGGUGAGAUUUUGGUUAUGAAUUUCAAGGGUUCGGACAUUGGAGAAUUCACGGUUUCGGAUCUCGAUUCUUGCGAAGUGAGAUUGACUGGUUCCGUGAGAGCAUUAUUUAUCCAUAGGCUGAGCAAUUGUAGGGUCUAUGUUGGGCCGGUAACGGGUUCGAUUCUGAUUGAUGAAGCCGACGGGUGUGUGUUCGUGAUGGCAUCGCAUCAAAUUCGUAUUCAUAAUGCCAAGGGUUGCGAUUUUUACUUGAGAGUGAGGAGUAGGCCGAUAAUUGAGGAUACUAGCGGCGUGAGGUUUGCGCCAUAUUGUUUGAACUAUGAGGGUGUUGAGGAGGAUCUGAGGGGUGCGAGUCUCGAUGAGGAGACAGGGAACUGGGCCAAUGUGGAUGAUUUCCGGUGGUUGCGUGCAGUGCAGUCGCCCAACUGGUCGGUUUUACCGGAGAACGAGAGGUAUGAGGUGGUUAACAUUUCAACUUUGGGAGGUGGAACUGACGGCAAUUAACUUUGUUUCGUCCUCUUGAUUUUAGCGUCUAUUCGAAAGUUUCUAUCUAUUUUUUUUUGGUUAAGGAGCACGUUGAGCUAUUCAAAUUUGAGGUAACGUUCUUUGUUGUACUUGGUAUUUAAAUUAAUGGGAAAUAUAUGAUUACCGAUUUUCAGUGCUUCA